AUGACUGAUCUCGAUGGUGUUUGGUGUUUUCUAUCUGGAUCUAAUGCACCGCCGUCCCACGGGCCCCCGUAUCCAACCAUGUAUCACCCUCCCCAGCGGGGGCCAUCCCCGACGAAAAGAAGCCUGCAGCGGAGCGUCACGGAAAAAUCUCUCUGCCACGAGCCCAGCGCCCAAUCGCAGAAGGCCAAAGAGGCCAAGCUGGCUGUCGGCGUGCGAAUGAUCCUGGAGUCUCUAGGCGAAGACGUCGAGCGGGAAGGACUCCUCCAAACGCCGGAACGCUAUGCGCGCGCUAUGCUGUUCUUCACCAAGGGGUACUCGGACAACAUCGGCGAGAAGAUCAACGAUGCUGUCUUUGACGUUGCGCACAAUGAUAUCGUCAUCGUCCGGGACAUUGACCUGUUCAGUAUGUGUGAGCACCAUCUGGUGCCUUUUAUGGGCAAGAUUCACAUCGGCUAUCUUCCCAAUGGCCGCGUCCUUGGCUUGUCGAAGCUGGCUCGCAUCGCCGAGGUGUUUGCGCGUCGUCUGCAGAUCCAGGAACGUCUGACGCAGGAGGUCGCCCGCGCCAUCGACGAUAUCUUGCACCCGCAAGGCGUGAUUGUUAUUGCCGAGGCUACGCACAUGUGUAUGGUGAUGAGAGGCAUUCAGAAGACCGGUGCGGUUACCACCACGGUGCACAGUACGGGGGUGUUCAUGACGGACCAGAGAAUGGAGGACCGCUUUCACACUCUGUUGAACCCCAGACGGUUUUCUUAA
Molecule: messenger RNA, 753 nt
Organism: Aspergillus campestris IBT 28561
Lineage: Eukaryota; Fungi; Ascomycota; Eurotiomycetes; Eurotiales; Aspergillaceae
Product: GTP cyclohydrolase I
Exons: 4
Coding region: 1-753 (250 amino acids)
Biological process (GO): tetrahydrofolate biosynthetic process; tetrahydrobiopterin biosynthetic process
Cellular component (GO): cytoplasm
Molecular function (GO): zinc ion binding; GTP binding; GTP cyclohydrolase I activity
Source: RefSeq, a predicted model, not a curated record